UUUGUUAUUAGCUUUAGAAAUCUGAAUCAAAAAACUCAAAGCUCUACUUAAUGCUUACAGUGCCUGAUCCUCCGCUUCCAUUUCCCUUCUUUUCUUGUUCAAAUUCAAUUAGGGAUUAAAGUAGGCAGUACAUAUCCAUCAAUGCCGUUAUAUUUCAAUUAAUUACUGCGGGAUUCAGCCAUAGCUACGGUUUGAAAAUUGGCGGAGCUCAAGAUUUGUAAGAAAUACUGUCAUUGGAAAAAUGGCAACUUCAGCUUCAAAUUCAGUUACAAACUCCCCUAUAUCCUCCGCUGCUCACUCUCCUCCCCCUCCACAACAUCAGGAGGUCGCAAGCCCCACUGUUCCUGAAGAGUCAAAGGAGAAAGUGGUCAAAGAUCCUCUUGAUGAUAUAGAGAGCCGACAGAUUGAGAAGUUCAAGAGGUAUGAGGUUGAGUCCAGCAGAUAUUUAAUGUCCAAGUACUUCUCAGACAAGACAAUUUUUGGAGGAAAUAUCUUUGACGUAAAAAUGACUAUAAACGGAGAGCAAAUAAAAGUAAGCAGAUUUCCUGGGUACCAGUCUUAUGCAGAUCCUGCUAAUUUUAAUGAUGAUAGCAGUAGCGAUGCAAUUUCUACAGUGGAAACUACACCACAGAGUGCUAAUGGGCUGCAGCCUUCCAAAACUGGCUACUAAUCUUAGAAUUUCUUUCCUUUACCAUCCUCUUAAUCAGUAGAAAUCUCCUGGACUUGUAAUAAAUUUAAAAAAUUUCUAGUAAAUCAUCUAGCAACGCCAAGAAGCUUAUAUAAUUUAGCAAUAUCUGAGGACAAAAAUACUAACUUGCUUGGAAUUGAGGUUUAGUUAUAAUUGUUAUUGUUGUUGUAUUCUGAGGACAAGGAUAAGAAUUUGGACCGCUGGUUGGUUGCUUGUUCCUAAUUGUGGUGCCUAGUUGAAUAGUAUGAUGUACCAGUGACAAAUUAGCAAAUUUAUUUACCCAAUUUAUUUGUUAAAAUCCA
Messenger RNA from Nicotiana attenuata, 990 nucleotides. RefSeq lists its product as uncharacterized. NCBI's taxonomy places the organism in Eukaryota, Viridiplantae, Streptophyta, Magnoliopsida, Solanales, Solanaceae. The record is from RefSeq and is a predicted model, not a curated record.